AAAUAAAAGGUAAGACCACACAUGUUUUUAUGAUUCAUAAGGUAAAUAAAUGGGAACGAAAAAAAUGUGAUGGUGUUUUUAUAAAAGCAAAUUAUUAUUAUUUCUAAUAAUAACAUGCAUACUGUAAGCUUUUUGCCUGACAUGAACCUCAGCACACGUGAUGUUGGAGUUGGAGCAGGUUGGAGUUGAUGCCAGGAGUCUCACACGAACAUUAACUCAACAACGUGAAGAGAGAGAGAGAGAGCUCAGUGAUGUCUUAAAGUCACCAACAAAGGAGGACACGUCCCAGUCUUCACAAGUGUCCCGGGGGUCUUCCUGCUGACUGUUGAUUCCGUCGGAAGCUGGACGUCAUUUUCACUGCAGGAUGGGCUUCAGUGAGUUGCUGGAGGAGAUUGGUGGAUUUGGGAGGUACCAGUGGCUCCACGUGACCUUGAUCAGUCUCCCGGGCCUCCUGAUGGCGAGUCAGAACCUUUUAAACAACUUUGUGUCUGGAACCCCCUCCCACCACUGCAGUCUGGCCAAUUAUAGCCUCCUGGACACGCUUCCGCAGCAGGUGGAGCAGAAAGACAUCUUGAAGGCCUUCAUACCUCUGGACUCUUCAGGAACAAAACUAGACCGCUGCAGCAGAUACGUGACGCCUCAGUGGCAUCUGCUGGCGACUAACAGCUCCGCAAACACCAGCCACUUGCAAACUGAAAGCUGUGUGGACGGGUGGACCUUCGAUCGGUCCGAGUUCCUCACCACCACCGUGUCCGAGUGGGAGCUGGUUUGUUCCCUGCGUCCUCUCAAGCAAAUGAUUCAGACCAUCUAUAUGGGCGGAGUUCUGACCGGCGCCAUCAUCUACGGUGGCCUGUCCGACAGGUUUGGGCGGCGGACUGUCCUUAUUUGGUCGUACUUGCAGUUGGGCAUCCUGGGCUGUAGCUCCGCCCUCUCGCCGACGUACACCAUCUACUGCGCUUUUAGGUUUCUGAGUGGGAUGGCAGUGUCGGGGGUCAUCCUGAAUUCCGUCUCCCUGAAGGUGGAGUGGAUUCCGACCAAAACCAGGACGCUGGUGGGCACGCUUACCUCCUUCUUCUUCACCGUUGGUCAGCUGAUCUUGGCGGGCCUGGCUUACUGGCUGAGAGAUUGGAGGAAGCUCCAGCUGGUCGUCUGCGCUCCCCAAUUCCUGUUCUUUGCCUACAGCUGGUGGUACUCGGAGUCGGCGCGAUGGAUGGUUCUGAAGCGAAAAUAUGAAGAGGCGUUGAAGACCCUUCAGCGAGUUGCCCGGAUCAACGGAAAGAAGGAAAUGGCGGACAAGCUGACAUUGGAGGUUUUAAACUCCCACAUGAAGAAAGAGAUCGAGUCCUCCCAGACAAUGUUCACGGCCUAUGACUUGGUGAGGACCGCAGCAAUGAGGCGCAUCUCUGUGUGUCUCAUCGUAGUCUGGUUCUCCACCAGCUUCGCGUAUUACGGCUUGACCAUGGACCUGCAGAAGUUCGGGGUGAGUAUUUACCUGAUCCAGAUCAUCUUUGGAGCUGUUGAUUUCCCCGCCAAACUUGCGGCUCUGGCCAUGCUCAGUUAUCUUGGUAGGAGAGUGUCGCAGACCACAUGCCUCUUCAUGUCCGCCCUCAUCAUCUUUGCCAACAUCUAUGUCCCGACAGACAUGCAGACCGUCAGAACCAUACUGGCGUGUCUCGGUAAAGCCUUCACGUCAGCGUCCUUCACCACCGUCUACUUGUACACUGGAGAACUUUACCCCACCAUCAUCAGGCAGACCGGAAUGGGUCUGGUCUCCACCAUGGCCAGGGUUGGCAGCAUGGCGGCGCCGGCCGUCCUCAUCCUGGACGAGGUGUUCCCUUCGCUGCCCAGUGUGGUCUACGGGGGUGCGGCUGUGAUAGCCGCAGGUUUCGCUUGCUUCCUACCUGAGACGCUCAACGUUCCGCUGCCAGAAACCAUCCAGGAUGUGGAGGAGAGAUGGUCUGGAAAAAGUGUGGCCGACAAGAAGAAAAAGGGAGAAUCUUCAGAAGAUGAGCAAGCGGUGUCCUUGAAGGAAAUUGUAGUAAACGGUCUUAACGCUCUCUGACACUGCUCAUAAUAUUAAUUAUUAUUACUAUUUAAGUCAGGGGUGUCAAACGUAUGGCCCGAGGGCCGGAUCAGGCCCGCGGACAGGUUUUAUCCGGCCCGCGGGAUGAGUUUGCUAAGUAUAAAAAUUACCCUGAAAUUUUUGAAUGAAGGAAACAGCUUUUCUAAAUAUGUCCACUAGAUGUCACAAUAGCAAAUCUUUGUAGAUGAUGCUACAUAUGUAAAAAAAAUAAAAAUAAUAAACCACAUGAUGUCAAGGAAAAUGAUCAAACUACAUAAAUAACAUCCUGUAAUUUGAUUUUGAUAUCAUUUUUUUUAUCUUGAUAGAUUGAAAAUUAACACCAAUGAGUUGACUGAUGAACAUUAUCACAUAAUUUAUUCAGAAAAUAUAAAUAACGACAUAUAACGAUAGAAUACUAUUAACCGCAACAUGUAAGUGUACAAAAAACCCCAACAACAUUAUGAUUUGUACAAUUUCAGAAUGUGCUUGUUCUAUUUUAAAACAAAGAAAACAAUCUGAAGUUGUCUUUAUUUUUAAGUUAUUGUGCUGUGAUUUUACCAGUCUGGCCCACUUGGGAGUAGAUUUUCCUCCAUGUGGCCCCCGAUCUAAAAUGAGUUUGACACCCCUGAUUUAAGUAAUACACCGCUAAUCAUUGUAUCCACAUUUUACUUGAAUGUUACAGUAAUAAAACCGAUUUAUAAGAUUAGCACUUUAAAUGCACUUAUCUCCAUUCAAAAUGAUUGAUUUAAUAAUAAUAAUAAUGGAUUAGACACUCAAAGCUCUUCACAGAGAAGUGAGAACCCAUCAUUCAUUCACAACGGUGGUGGUAAGCUACUUUCGUAGCCACAGCUGCCCUGGGGUAGACUGAUGGAAGCGUGGCUGCCAGUUUGCGCCUACGGCCCCUCCGACCACCACCUAUCAUUCAUCAUUAAUUCACCAGUGUGAGCGGCACCGGGGGCAAGGGUGAAGUGUCCUGCCCAAGGACACAACGGCAGCGAUUUGGAUGGUAAGAGGCGGGGAGCGAACCUGCAACCCUCAGGUUUCUGACACGGCCGCUCUACCCACUAGGCCAGGGGUGUCAAACUCAAAUACAGAGUGGGCUAAAAUUUAAAACUGAACAAGGCCGUGGGCCAAGGUUGAACAAAUUAACCUUUUAAUAGGGACCCAAACAAGUUUUGCAUUGAAUAUUGAACAAGCAAGGCUUAUAUAACUUUAUAGUGACAUCCAAAAUCCAGUUUCAAAUAAUAAUAAUAAUAAUUAAAAAAUAUCAAUGGCAUAUCAAAUACAAUUUAAAUAAAAAUUGAAUGCCUCUUUUCUAUUUGCAGCCUUCUUUGGUAAAUAUCAACAUUAUCUUUUUCCACAGGCUAAUACAUUUGAAAAUAAAAUAACAAUGAAUAAAACAACCAUUCAGGACUUUAAACUGCUCAGUUUGCAACACACUGAUCUAAUCUGAUGUGCCCAAGCCAGAUACCUGCCAUCUUUUCUUGGAUGCUAGUUCAUUAAUGUCGGGGCUCAGGCUUUGAGCUGAGGCAACUUUCAUUAUCGAACGAAGGUGUUAAACAGUCAUUAUAUCUCGUCCACCCAAUUAUAACAUCUUUCAGACCCA
Molecule: messenger RNA, 3668 nt
Organism: Entelurus aequoreus (snake pipefish)
Lineage: Eukaryota; Metazoa; Chordata; Actinopteri; Syngnathiformes; Syngnathidae
Product: solute carrier family 22 member 6-like
Exons: 16
Coding region: 365-2062 (565 amino acids)
Biological process (GO): transmembrane transport
Cellular component (GO): membrane
Molecular function (GO): transmembrane transporter activity
Source: RefSeq, a predicted model, not a curated record